This is a messenger RNA of Oppiella nova, 919 nucleotides long. The record is from the annotation of a GenBank genome assembly. Lineage: Eukaryota; Metazoa; Arthropoda; Arachnida; Sarcoptiformes; Oppiidae.
GGCUUAAAUUGAUGUUUAAGUGUUUAUUGACUAACAAAAUGUCUCAAAAAUCUAUCACUUCGUACUUCAAACCAAACCAAUCUGUCAAAAGAAAGUUAACCCAAAAUGAAGACAAUGGAGACAUUUCUUUGAAUCAGGAUAAGGAUAAACAACAGAGAUCUCAACAGCAAAGUGUCAUUACGACUACCACUCGGUAUGACUUGAGUGAUGCAAUUGUUAAGCAAUGCGCUCUAACGCCGGUCCUAUCGGCUAAUAUCGGCCACUCGUGGUUUAGAGCAUUGAAACCCGAGUUCUCCAAAGACUAUUUCCUACAACUGAGCACAUUUGUGGUAUCCGAGCGCAAGUCGGCCACAAUCUACCCACCAAUCGAUCAGGUAUUCUCGUGGACUCGUAUGACUGACAUUUCACACACCAAAGUAGUCAUUCUCGGUCAAGACCCCUAUCACGGCCCAAACCAGGCUCACGGCUAUGUUCGAAAGGGAGUGGACUGUCCGCCCAGUUUAAAGAACAUGUUUAACGAACUCGAGUCAGAUAUCCCUGACUUCAAGAGACCAAAACACGGUGAUCUCACCGGUUGGGCCAAUCAGGGCGUACUAUUGCUUAAUGCCUGUCUGACUGUGAGGGCCUCCAACGCUAACUCUCAUUCAAAUAGAGGAUGGGAACAACUGACUGACGCCGUCAUCAAAUGGCUUAAUACUAAUCUCUCAUCCGUUGUGUUCCUAUUGUGGGGCUCUUACGCCCAAAAGAAGGGAUCCUUCAUUGACAAAAAAAAGCAUUUAGUGCUCAAGUCUGUGCAUCCGAGUCCUCUCUCAGCUCAUAGAGGUUUCUUGGGUUGCAAACACUUCUCCUUAACUAAUGAUUACCUCAAGAAGAAUGGAAAGAAGGUCAUCGAUUGGAGUGAUUUGUGAUAAUUUGCUGC